AUGUCGAAGAAAGGAGAAGUAGUGUGUGUUACCGGAGGAAGCGGUUGUAUUGGCUCUUGGCUUGUCCGUCUCCUUCUCGACCGUGGGUACACGGUUCACGCCACCGUAAAAAAUCUCAAGGAUGAGAAGGAGACGAAGCAUCUAGAAUCGCUUGAAGGAGCAGACACGCGUCUCCGUCUUUACCAAAUCGACCUCAUUGAUUAUGACUCCAUUGUCGCCGCAAUCAAUGGCUGUGCUGGCGUCUUCCACUUAGCCUCUCCGUGCAUCGUCGAUCAAGUCCAUGAUCCUCAGAAUGAGCUUUUGGAUCCGGCAAUUAAAGGAACAAUAAAUGUACUAACGGCAGCAAAGGAGAACGGCGUCAGGCGCGUCGUGGUGACGUCAUCGAUUUCAUCUAUAACGCCCAGUCCUAACUGGCCUGCUGACGUCAUCAAGAAUGAGGAUUGCUGGACGGACGUUGAGUACUGCAAGCAAAAUGGAAUAUGGUAUCCAUUGUCAAAAACACUAGCUGAGAAAGCUGCGUGGGAGUUUUCGAAGGAGAAGGGUUUGGAUGUGGUGGUGGUGAAUCCAGGUACGGUUAUGGGUCCGGUUAUCCCACCGACGCUGAAUGCUAGCAUGCUGAUGCUUGUGCGCCUUUUCCAAGGCUGCACCGAGACAUAUCAAGAGUUCUUUAUGGGAUCCGUCCAUUUUAAAGAUGUAGCCUUGGCACAUAUUAUAGUGUAUGAGAACCCAUCAGCAACCGGCAGACACUUGUGUGUUGAAGCUAUAUCUCAUUAUGGUGACUUUGUGGCCAAGGUUGCUGAGCUAUAUCCUGAAUAUAAGAUUCCCAGGUUGCCAAAGGAUACCCAACCAGGGCUGUUGAGGGCAAAGAAUGGAGCUAAGAAGCUGAUGGACUUGGGUUUAGAAUUUAUUCCGAUGGAGCAAAUUAUCAAGGAUGCAGUUGAAAGUUUAAAGAGCAAGGGAUUCAUUUCUUGA
Molecule: messenger RNA, 972 nt
Organism: Dovyalis caffra
Lineage: Eukaryota; Viridiplantae; Streptophyta; Magnoliopsida; Malpighiales; Salicaceae
Source: the annotation of a GenBank genome assembly